Camellia sinensis is the source of this 561-nucleotide messenger RNA. The record is from RefSeq and is a predicted model, not a curated record. NCBI's taxonomy places the organism in Eukaryota, Viridiplantae, Streptophyta, Magnoliopsida, Ericales, Theaceae.
UGAAGAGAGACUGGGGUUGAAGGGGAAGGGUUUCAAUCGGCGGCGAGACUGGUUCAGCUUUCGUUUCUCUCAUAAAAGGAGUCUACCUAAUAGCCUUGGACUCUUCGUUUCUCUCAUACUCCUCACCUCUCCCACAAAAUCCCAUUUUUUUCUCAGCUUUCUGGAUUUUGAGCGUACCCAGAAAUGGAGAGUGGUUUGGAUCCCCAGAUGAGCAACACCUCUCAUGGGUCGGAAGAUGAGUCUUUGAUGGAGAUGGGAUCUGGAAGUUUUGGGUGCUCACAUUACAGAAGGAGAUGCAAGAUCAGAGCACCUUGUUGUGAUGAGAUAUUUGAUUGCAGGCAUUGCCAUAAUGAAUCCAAGUUUAAAAAAAUAAAGGAUGCUAUUGAAUCGCACAACACUGCUCGUUGCAGCAUUGGUCCAACUAAGGGUGUUGGAGAUCUUAACCUUGAAGCUAUAUCUGCUCCACAGAAGAAAGGAAAUGAGAAGAUUUUUAUUUUGAUUCAGGCUUCUGCCUAUAAUUUGCAUCCGCCCAUGUUUGUGGCCAUCAAAAGUAAUGUCUGA